AUGAGGCCUCAGAAAGGGAGCGUAUCCGGCGACCUAUCCUCAGGCUCCUCCAUGUACCAGCCUCACUCCAAGCCCACAGGUGUCACCAGUGUUCAUCCUGCUUCCCCAGCUACAUUGCCAACCAACCAUACAGAAGCCAGACCUUCCCACUACCUCAACCCUACCCAGCCCCUCUGUCCUCUGACGAGCACCACAGAAAUGGGCAGAAUCCUGGAGCCUGGGUACCUGGGCAGCAGUGGCCAGUGGGACAUGAUGAGGCCUCAGAAAGGGAGCGUAUCCGGGGACCUAUCCUCAGGCUCCUCCAUGUAUCAGCUUCACUCCAAGCCCACAGGGGCUGACCUCCUAGAGGAGCAUCUUGGUGAAAUCCGGAACCUGCGCCAGCGCCUGGAGGAGUCCAUCUGCAUUAACGACCGCCUGCGGGAGCAGCUGGAACACAGGCUCAGCUCCACCACCCGAGAAAGCGGCUCAACCUCUAGCUUCUACACUCCGGGCCUGGAGUCCACACCUCAGCUCUCCAGUGAGAACAGAGUCCUUAGGGAAGAAAACCACAGGCUUCAGGCUCAGCUCAGUCAUGUUUCCAGAGAGCACUCCCAGGAAACAGAAUGCCUGAGGGAGGCUCUGCUGACCUCUCGAUCCCGGCUUCAAGAGCUGGAAAUGGAGCUGGAGCACCAAAAGGUGGACCGGCAGCAGUUACUGGAAGACCUGAAGGAGAAGCAGCAGGAGAUCUUGCAUUUCCAGGAGGAACGACUGUCUCUCCAGGAGAAAGACUCCAGGCUGCAGCGUAAGCUGGCCCUCCUGCAGCAGCAGUGUGAAGAGAAACAGCAGCUCUUCCAGUCCCUCCAGUCAGAGCUACAGAUCUAUGAGGCACUUUAUGGGGACUCCAAGAAGGGGCUGAAAGCUUACACCUGGGAUGCCUGUCACCAAGUCCCUUUGAGCAGUGACUUGAGCCACCUGGUGGCAGAGAUCCGAGCUUUGCGAGGGCAGCUGGAGCAGAGCAUUCAGGUGAACAACUCUCUGCGACUGCAGCUGGAACAGCAGUUGGAUGGUGGUGCCAGCAAAGCCAACCUCAUCUCCUCCUCCGUUAACCAGAAAUUCCCCACCAACACUGACCCUGGAAACAAGCAGCCGUUCUUCCAAGAUUCGGUUGCCUCCCCUCCAGUUCGGGAUGUGGGCAUGAAUUCUCCAGUUCUGGUCUUCUCCAGCUCUUCUGCGGCUCCUGGUCCAGAGACCACAACCUUCAGUAGGACAAAUGAGCUGAGUUUGGAUGCUUCUCCAGUAAUGAAGAACCCUCCCAAGCUGGAAGGUGAUGCUACUGAUGGCUCCUUUGCCAAUAAGCAUGGCCGCCACGUCAUUGGCCACAUUGAUGACUAUAGUGCCCUGAGAGAGCAGAUUGGGGAGGGUAGACUGCUGGUCAAGAAGAUAGCAUCACUUGUGAGACCCACCUGCAGCUUCUCUGGUCUGGAAGCUCCAGGCAUAGAGGUGAUGGGCAGCGAAGGCAUCCAGGAGCUGAGGAGCAGCGCCACCGCUCUGCACCAGCGGCUGGAGGAGUCGGCCUCCCUCCUCACCAUGUUCUGGCGAGCGGCCUUGCCAAGCUCCCCUAGCCCUGCGCUUGUGGGCCAAGCGGGUGAGUCCUUGAAAAAGGAACUUCUGGAACUGAGAACCAAACUAUCCAAACAGGAGAGUCUCCUUCAGAGUACAUCUGAGCGUCUGAAGACCGCCAACCAGCAGAAGGAGAGCAUGGAACAGUUCAUCUUCAGCCAGUUGACCAGGACACACGAUGUUUUGAAGAAGGCAAGGACUAAUUUGGAGAAGAACUCUUACAAGACUGCUUCUGUAAAGCCUUAUUCCUGUCCCAGCAAAGGUGAAACCCCUGAGGGCCCUGCCAUGCACUGCAGUCCUGUGACCCUUGCCUUCCAGGAGACAUGCAAGCAGCGAAGCUACCAGAGGUCCUUAAAACAGCAGGAAGGAUGGGCCUGCACCCCUUCUUCACAGCUCCCUGUCUGCUGAGGAGGAUCUGGGCCCUCCUCCACACCUACUGGAGGGUCUGGAAGGAGUCCGAGAUAUGGCCUCGUGGGCAGGGUGAAAGGCAGAGGGCCUUUCCUGCAGUUGAGGAAUAACCAGCCAGGGUCCCCGUGGCUCAGCACUAAGGAAAACAUGCCUAGUGAAUAGAGGACCUUGUGACACUGCUUCUGAACACCCUGGGGCGUGGGAGCCAGCCACAGACAUUUCUUGCCUCAUCCCCUGUCCUCAGAGGGUCAGCUCAGGGGAAACAGGACCUGCUUCCCCACACUGGAGCAUGUGGUCCCCACAUUGGAGCUCCUUGGCAGAUCUGAAAGCACAGGCCUGAGCAGCAGUGUGUUGCAGGACAGUGUGGGCAGGGGCCCGACUACCUGACCCAGGACCCAUGCAGCUGGGUCACUGUCAGGCUGGGCAUCAGUCUACACUGCAGCACCUGAGUUCUUUGAAUCCAUGUGGUGGGAGUGGUGACUCCCAUAUGCCAUCCCAUGCCAUCUCAUGCUUAGCCUAGACCACCUUCUUAUAUUCUAUUGUGAUCUCCAAAAGCUGUACUGACUUUACAUAUACUGUCCCCUUUUGUCAUCCCAACUUCUCUCUGGGAACUAGGGACUAAUGGCCACAGCAAGCCCACUGAAAGUCUUGUGUAAAGCAAACCGGUGAUCACUUUUAAGUGACCUGCAAGAGGCCCCCAGUUGUGCUUGUGCUGAAGCCUAGUCUGUGUCUUCACAAAAGUGCUUUAGAAAGUGUGUAUGUGUGUAUAAAUGUAUGAUAUAUAUUUAUAUAUGUUGCUAUAGUGAUAUGUGGAAGGCUAACAUAACUGGUGGACAGGGUCAGUGAGAGGAAAUGACACAGUCUUUUUGGUGGCUAUUAAAGCAAACUAUGUAUCAAAAAAAUA
Odocoileus virginianus texanus is the source of this 2911-nucleotide messenger RNA. NCBI's taxonomy places the organism in Eukaryota, Metazoa, Chordata, Mammalia, Artiodactyla, Cervidae. The record is from RefSeq and is a predicted model, not a curated record.